ACACAAUGUGCGUUUGGUGGAGGAGAAUAUGCUGUGUAGCUUGACAUGUUGACGGUUCCAUAAAACCCACCAACUCCCGGGUCACUAUUUUCCAAAGAAAAUCAUUCUUUUUAGUUUUUUUUGUUUUCUUUUGUUCUUCGUAUUUUGCUUUGCCAGAGACAAGCAGUUGAAUUGGAGUAGCAGCCAUAGGCCCCUAGCAAUCGCUCUCUGAAUCCUCUCUGUCCUUUUUGUUUUGCUCUUCUUCCACGGUCGAAACACCCAUUAAUUAAAUUAAUCAGAUUAGUUCGUUCUUUGUUCUCAAACAGCUGUUCUUGGUGCCAAUCGUGCACUCUUGAAGAAGAAGAUUAGCAGCGCACCUAUAUCCAUCGCACCUGUAAUCAAUAAGAAAAUCUUAUUGAAGCAGAAUACAAAAUUAUUUUGCUUUUGAUCUAUAUCUAAUUUUUUAUGAUUAUUAUAAGUUCCGAGGCUCAAACCAUAAUUCCGGUGCCUCCAAAGCGGCAAACAAAAUGUCGGCCGUUCCGAUUGAACCCACAUUGUUUCCUACGACGCCGUCUCACUCUUCUUCUUCUUCUUCUUCUUCUUCUUCAUUUCUUCAAUCUCCUCAAAGGGCCCUGUGUUUGGGCGAUAUGAGAGGGGUGCGAUGGCGAAUUGAUUUGGGGAUUUUACCCUCAUCUCUCACUUCUUCCAUGGCAGAUCUUCGGCGCGCCACUGCAGACUUAAGAAGAAACUAUGCUGCUAUCAGGAGACAGCUUCUCAUCGAUCCACAUGUAUUCAAGGAUCGAAGUAACUCUCCAGAUCUUGUUAUGGACAAUCCACUAUCUCAAAACCCUGAUAGCAUUUGGGGUCGCUUCUUCAAGAAUGCUGAGUUAGAAAGAAUGGUUGACCAGGAUUUAUCUCGCUUAUACCCUGAGGAUGGUAGCUAUUUCCAAACCCCUGGAUGCCAGGCAAUGUUGCGGCGUAUUUUGCUUCUAUGGUGCCUUGGACAUCCUGGGUAUGGUUACAGGCAAGGAAUGCAUGAACUGUUGGCCCCACUCUUAUAUGUUCUCCACGUUGACAUUGAACAUCUCUCUGAAGUGAGGAAUAUUUAUGAAGACCACUUCACCGACAAUUUUGAUGGUUUCUCAUUUCAUGAAAAUGAUUUGACAUAUAAAUUUGAUUCCAAAAAGUUCUCUGAAUCUCUUGGAGAAGAAGACAAAUCUGUCAAAACUCCAGUCAAGACUAGUAGUCUUGGUGAACUUGAUCCCAAGAUUCAAUCCAUUGUUCUACUAAAUGAUGCAUAUGGUGCUGAAGGCGAGCUAGGUGUUCUUUUGUCUUUGAAAUUUAUGGAGCAUGAUGCUUAUUGUAUGUUUGAUGCUUUAAUGAGUGGUGCUGGUGGUGCUGUUGCUAUGGCUGAAUUUUUCUCCCCUUCCCCGUAUGGGAAUUCACAAACUGGCUUGCCCACUGUCAUCGAAGCUUCUGCUGCUCUAUAUCAUUUGCUUUCUCAGGUCGACUCAUCUCUCCAUAGCCACCUUGUUGAGCUUGGUAUUGAACCCCAGUAUUUUGCACUACGUUGGUUCCGUGUUCUCUUUGGGCGUGAAUUUGCACUUGAAGAUCUUUUGAUUAUCUGGGAUGAAAUAUUUGGAUGUGAAAAUAUGAAGUUGGAGAACUCCACAGAAAGUCAAGGGGAAUUUGGCUGUAUUGUGCUGAAUUCUUCUAGGGGGGCUUUCAUAUCUGCUUUUGCGGUUUCCAUGAUACUAAAUGUGAGAUCUUCACUACUUGCAACAGAGAAUGCUACUGCAUGCCUGCAGAAGUUGCUGAAUUUUCCGGAAGAUAUAGAUUUGGAGAAGUUGAUAGCAAAGGCAAAAUCUUUACAGAGCUUGGCAGUGGAUGCCAAUAAGUCGGCUCCAUUUCUAAGUUAUGAUGGAAUCUACCAGAGAAGCAGGUCAACAGCAGUUAGAGGUCAUAGUCAUUCAUUGGAUUUAACUACUACUCCUUUGAAUUUGCUAGCUGAAACCUACUGGGAAGAGAAGUGGAGAGUUCUGCACAAGGAAGAAGAAAACAGGAAAUGUAUUGAACGGACCCAAGUUCCGGCACACAAGAAGUCUUGGUCUGAGAAAGUAAAAAUGCGCCUGUCUAGAACUGAGUCAGACCCAUCCCCAUCUACAGUUGAUGGUGUAAGAGAAGUACCAAAGUUAGCUGUUAGAAGAAGUUUGUUAAAAGAUCUGGCUCGGCAGCUUGGGUCUGAUGGAGAUCAAUAUAACCUGGUUCAUGAAGAGAAUGCAGGCCAGAGGGAUUUGGUUGAUGCUAAUGGACAAGACCGAGGUAACAUAGAUUUCACUUGCGCAUCUGAGAAGUGUUUCAGUGCAAAGACGUCUAGUCAACGGGAUUCUUCUUCUUCUUCUGACCCACCUAGCCCUAUCAGUGAUAAUAAUCAUCAGGAGAUUGGAUCAGAUAGAAGCAGUGUUGCAUCGAAUUCGUCUGUCGGGGACAAUAAUGUUGAAGCAUCCAGGGCCAACUUAGAAGGAUCUCCUCUUCCUCUAGAAGGGGUUUUUGUGAAACCUGAGCAAAUUGAUGAAUCUGGGGCAAAUUCCACAGCUUUCUCGAAGGAACGGAAGUUUCUGUCUGGAAAAUUUAACUGGUUUUGGAAGUUUGGCCGGAAUACUGGUGAAGGGACAUCUGGAAAAUAUAGUGGCUCUGAGGUGGACAAAGCCCCCCUUGAUGCAAACAGCCAGAACAAUCUCGCUGCAUCUUCUACAACUCAUGAGUAUGAUUGUAAUGGAACUAGCAAAGGGGAGAGUAUAGACCACAAUUUAUUAAUUUCAUUGAAACAUUUGGGCAGUUCUAUGCUUGAAAAUAUUCAGGUAUUUUCCAUUUAUAUUCUUAUAGUUAGAGUAUAGACCACAAUUUAUUAAUUUCAUUGAAACAUUUGGGCAGUUCUAUGCUUGAAAAUAUUCAGGUGAUCGAGCAAGUUUUUCAUCAAGAUGAGUCUCAAGUCGGGCCAUUGGAGAACUUGUCCAAGAGUGUUCUUGCCGGUAAAGGACAAGCUAUGGCUGCUUUAAAGGAGCUUCGGAACAUCAGCAAUCUUCUGUCAAAGAUGUAAGAAGCAAUAGUAAUUGAAAUGAAAUCUGUACAGUAUAUAUUUUGUAAUUAGUUAUUCUUGUGAGUGAAAUGAUCAGCUUACUUUGUAUUUUAUAGGAUUGUUAUUAUUAUGAGUAUUGUAUCCUUGGUUAAGAUAUACUGCAUCGUGCCACUGCACUGUAUUCUGGAACUUGUAGCAUAGAUCAGCUUGGUGUUAGGUAACAUCAUCUGCAAAUGCAUUUUCAUUGGUAGGAUCUCGAUACGGGUUCAUAAGGGAAGUCUUCUUUUCAGACUCAAUCAGAUGUAUAUUCGAGUACGGUAUUUUUGUAAAUUUAAUCUUUCACCGGCCUUUUCUAAAUAUCAC
Messenger RNA from Cuscuta europaea, 3421 nucleotides. The record is from the annotation of a GenBank genome assembly. Lineage: Eukaryota; Viridiplantae; Streptophyta; Magnoliopsida; Solanales; Convolvulaceae.